AUGGGGGUUGCCCGGACACAGGGCGUUCACGGCACGGGAUUCGAAGCCGGUGCAGUGCAAGACCUUAGAGGGUAUGAAAGAUAUACAAGAGCACGCUCACUGUUACCACUACUGACGACCCCCCAUACGAUGACCACACCGGCGAACCUGUACCCUGGACUGAACGAUCUGGCGGAUGUGCUGGAGGAGUACCCUGUCGAGGUGUCGAAGUACCUUACGUUGCUGCACGAGAUCGAUGCGAAGUGCGUUCACUCCAUGCCCGCUUUGAUCGACCAGAUUGACAAGUUCUUGGACGGAGACGGGCAGAGCCCCGCGGGGGGAGACCCUGGAAGCCACCACGCUGGCCCCCUGGGGAUCAACGCGCUGUUUGAGGAACUGAUGCCCUCGCUGGAGGAGAAGAUGCACGUGUCGUCGAUCAUGGUGGAGGCGCUCGGGAAGUUGAGCCGUCGGCUUGAGCUCGCCUAUGAAGUGGCGUUGCAGAACGAGGAGGUCCCCGCGCAACUGCGCUUGGGGGCAGGGAACCACCCGGCGAUGCACUUGCAUCACGAACUCAUGAGCAAAGUGGAGCUCAACAGGCCGGGCAAAUCCACACAGGCCCUCCGCAGCGAGUCCCGGAGAGAGGCCAUGGCUGCGAACAAGAAGGCUACACCGGCAGGCGCAGCGGCUGCACCUGGGGAUUACGCGGAGGUGGAUUCGAUGGCGAGGCACGACCCGCCGGUCGAUGACACGGGUGCACCCAAACGCAAGAGAAAGAGAGUUGGUCUGACGACAGUGGCACCCGCAGAGGCGACGGCAGUGACCCCUGCAGUGGCCACGGCUGUGGUCACAACUGCUGCUACCCAUGUCCCUACAAAAGUGUACCGCAACAGCGCUGGCGAGCGCACGAACGAGUACGGCGAGCCCGUGUACUGCUACUGCAACCAGGUCGCGUACGGCGAGAUGGUCGGCUGCGACGGCGAGCACUGCGAGCUCGAGUGGUUCCACCUGCCGUGCAUCGGCCUCGAGACGCUGCCCCGGGGCAAGUGGUAUUGUGAAGAAUGCAGUGCAAAACGCUAA
Molecule: messenger RNA, 1056 nt
Organism: Huiozyma naganishii CBS 8797
Lineage: Eukaryota; Fungi; Ascomycota; Saccharomycetes; Saccharomycetales; Saccharomycetaceae
Gene: PHO23
Product: Pho23p
Exons: 1
Coding region: 1-1056 (351 amino acids)
Biological process (GO): regulation of DNA-templated transcription
Cellular component (GO): Rpd3L complex; nucleus; Rpd3L-Expanded complex
Source: RefSeq, a predicted model, not a curated record